Messenger RNA from Anopheles nili, 1122 nucleotides. Its product is annotated as kielin/chordin-like protein. The record is from RefSeq and is a predicted model, not a curated record. Lineage: Eukaryota; Metazoa; Arthropoda; Insecta; Diptera; Culicidae. Bases 138 to 998 code for a protein of 286 amino acids. The transcript has 5 exons.
GUAACCGGGUGUGCUCGUGUCGUAACAAUCGCGUAGAGAGUGUUUGGCUUCCCAUUAGUGCCACCAGGCCUGUCCAUCCAUCCCAACAACACACCAGGAAGUGCUCCGUGCGUGUGUGCUUUUUCAACACGUGCAAGAUGUGGAACAGCAUCACCGCCACCGGUCUGCUGGUCAUCUCGAUUGCAGCAUUGUGCCACGGUGCGUGCGAUGAACCGUGUCCUCCACCGCCAAAACAUUAUGCCGAGCUCGGUUGCAAACCCAUCGUCGCCGAAGGACAGUGCUGCCCGAAAAGGUACGAGUGUCCCGAGCUAACCGAUCGUGAUGGCAACAAGUGUUAUUUCAACGGAAACGUGUACGCACCUGGCGCGAAGCUGGCUCAAGCUGACCAGGAAGUGCACUCCUGCUCACCGGCUUGUUUUUGCUCGAAUUUCACCGAACCGGCCGCGUUCCAGUGUGCCAGUAUCGAUUGUUUCGAGUUCCUGGAACCGUCCAAGGAGGAGUGUAUUCAUCAGUACACGCUGCACGGGUGUUGUGCGCAUAACACCGUCUGUGGAAAGGAGAAGCUCGAGAAGUUAGCCCAGUGUUAUCUGGAUGGGAAGCAGUAUUACGAGGGCCAGCGGAUGUACCCGAAGGAUGAACCGUGCAAGUUCUGCUACUGUCAGUCUGGCUUCGAUAACAGCACGAUCGCGGAUAAUGCCAACUGCCACGAGACGAAGUGCGGGCUUGAGCUGCACGCUGGUAACCGGAUUGGGAUGGGUUGUAUUCCCAUCUACUUUGGCAACCAUCGGUGCUGUCCGAUCUCGUGGAAGUGCCCCUCCGACAGCGAUUCUGUGAUCGUCGAGGGACGUACCGAGGUGGAGUCGGAACCGGAUAUGCGAUGCAAGUUUGGUAAACUGACGCUGAACAAGGGAGACGGCAUUACCAGUGAUGACAAGUGCGUAGAGUGCAAGUGCACGGUGCCACCGUUGGCGCAUUGCAUCCAGCGGGAGGAUUGUUGAAAUUUUAGUAGCGUAAUCUUACAGGACAGUAUUUAAACAGUUGCACAAAUUAUACAAAAACCCGCCUAGGCUUAAGCAGCGCAUAUCGUGCAUACGAGCUGUGUGAGAAUAAAUUGAUCUUCAA